Molecule: messenger RNA, 1323 nt
Organism: Mesorhabditis spiculigera
Lineage: Eukaryota; Metazoa; Nematoda; Chromadorea; Rhabditida; Rhabditidae
Source: the annotation of a GenBank genome assembly
AUGGAGACUGUCGAGGCCCGUGCCGAAGAUACGACUCCACCGUUCACGACCAAGCCGGAUGAUUUGGACGAUGACCAGCUUUAUGGAAACCUGACGCAGCGUGCCGUGCCUAGCGAAAGGCCGCCAAGCGCUAUCGACAAUGCCGAUGAAGAACGUCCCGAUGAUGCUGAUGGAAUAACAGAAGACAACGGUGAUUCUGCAGAGAACGCCAAGAAAUCCAAAGCAAAGGAUAUUUUUGGUGAUGAUGACAGCGACGAUGAUGUACAAGUUACCAUCGGCGAUGUCGUGCCACUUGCACACCGUCCAGUUCCGCACCAGCCCCCGGCCGCCAAACUAGACCUCGAUCAUGUGCCGAGUGUGGCCGGUCAAAUCAUCUACGAUCUCGAUCUGGCCCAGAUGGCUGAAAAGCCGUGGCGCAACCCUGGUGCGAACACCCAUGAUUAUUUCAACUACGGGUUCAACGAAGUGACCUGGAAUUUGUACUGCGAGCGCCAAAAGAAGCUUAACCUGGAGUUUGGACACAACCAAGCGGCUGUCAACCGCCAUUUGAUGGACUCUAUCAAGUUGCCGAACCCACAGGGCCCGAUAAUCAGAACGGUUUAUACAAAUCUUGUAACCGGUCGACGUGAUUCGCCUGAUAACUCCAACCGAGCUGCGCGGACUUUGGACAAGGUGAAGCUUGCUCAAACAGCUCCGCAGGCCGGCUUCAAAGUCAAUUUCCAGUUCGAUUUCUCGAAGCCACCUCCGAAUUUUCCGCCAAUCCCUCCGGUGGUGAAACCUGGCGAAGCACCUCCAGGGCUAGACUCGCCGGUCACCACUCUGGCUGGCUUUACUCCGAACAAGCCACCGCCUCUCUUUGAUCUAUCCGUUCCCCCACCCAAUUUUUCGAUGCCGCCGCCUGGAUUUCCGCCGAUUCCAAAUAUGGUGAUGCCUGGUCUCCCGGGAAUGGCUGGCCCCUUCCCCACCAUGCCGUUGAUCAAUAGCCAAAUGGUCAAGCGCGAAUUACCACCAGGGACUGAAGAGUUCGACGCUCAGGACUACGGUAAAAGCCGCCGUGACUACCAGUCCACUCGGACCAGAAGGCGAUCUCGCUCUCGAUCUCGUAGCCGAUCUCCAAAGAGACGCCGUGAAAGCAGAGACGACGAAAGAAAGCACCGACGGCACAGAAGCCGCAGCACCGACCGUGACCGGCAUGACCGCAAGGAGCGUCGCGAUCGUGACAGAAAAGACAAAGAUGAGGACCGGGACCGUAAGAAACGACGCCGUGAUGAAGACGAUGGCGAGAAAAAGAGGCGGGAUGACGCAAUCACUGAAAUUACGGAA